Messenger RNA from Eruca vesicaria subsp. sativa (arugula), 777 nucleotides. NCBI's taxonomy places the organism in Eukaryota, Viridiplantae, Streptophyta, Magnoliopsida, Brassicales, Brassicaceae. The record is from the annotation of a GenBank genome assembly.
CUUCACACGCCAUUUGCAUUACUUCUCUCUCUCUUUCAGUAACAAACAAAAGAUUUUCUUAACGAUGGCUCAGGAAGACGUUGCCGCUGCUGUUAAUGGUGCUUCUGUGGUGGAGAAGUCUGUUGUGACCUUCACCGCGUACAAGCCGCAGCUGAUCGUUGAGGCUCAGAAGGUCGGUGAAGCCGUUGCGUUCUACAAGACGGUGUUUGACGCGACGGAGACUGGUCACUCUCUUUACCCUAAGCGUAAGGCUGAUCAAGAGCUCCCUCACGUUGUCUCCGCUGAGAUCAAGCUCGCUGGUGUUACCGUCGUUGUUUCUGACGUCUCUGUUCACUCUGGUUCCACUGUGAAGACUGGUGCUACGUCUGCACUACUCGAGACUGAUGACGUGGAAGCUGCAGUUGCAAAGGCCGUGGCUGCUGGAGCUGUGAAGGUUGAGGUCUCGGAGGGUGAAGCUGACGGUGGAGUGAAGGGGAAAGUGACGGAUCCGUUCGGUUUCACGUGGAUCUUUGUGUCUCCGGUGGAGAAGAGUGAGAAGGAAGAGAGUAAAGAGGCUUAACUGUCACCGUCGGAUAUAUGUGAUUAUUCGUCGGUUUCUGAACAAACUUCUUCUAUUAUUAUCCUAUUUCCCUUUUUUUGAAGCGUUUGUAGUUUGUCUUUUGUGGAAUCUCCGGUUAUCAGUUAAACCGGAUCGAUUAGCCUAAUGACUUCUGUUGAGUUUGGUUUCACCCCUUUUGACGUUAAACUUUGGUGAAAUAAAACGAAAAAUUAUCUCGG